GCCGAUCAUUCGACCAAUGGGGAUAGGUCAGGUGAUCCCCUGGUGGCUGGAGGCCGGAGGACGGUCCGCGAGGGAGAGAGUGAGAGACAUAGCGGGGAGAAAAUGAAUAUCCGCAACGCCCGGCCCGAGGACCUGAUGAACAUGCAGCACUGCAACCUGCUGUGCCUACCGGAGAACUACCAGAUGAAAUACUACUUCUACCAUGGUCUGUCGUGGCCGCAGCUCUCGUACAUCGCAGAAGAUGAGAAUGGAAAGAUUGUGGGCUAUGUCCUGGCAAAAAUGGAAGAAGAUCCUGACGACGUACCCCACGGCCACAUCACCUCCCUGGCAGUGAAGAGAUCCCAUCGGCGACUUGGAUUGGCUCAGAAACUCAUGGACCAGGCGUCGAGAGCCAUGAUCGAGAAUUUCAACGCUCGCUACGUCUCCCUGCAUGUCCGGAAGAGCAAUCGAGCAGCAUUACACCUGUACUCGAAUACGCUCAACUUCCAGUAAGUGUUGUGUCAGCACCACCCCAACUACCACAUUCCCCCCUCCCCCAAUGCCCUCGUGCCUUUAUUUCUCCAGUUCAGGAAACAGGCCGACACAAGGGAGAGGCUGAAACCACUGGUGCUGGCGUCGCUGGAUCACCGGAUCCCGAGCCGGUCGAACCACGUGGCGGAUUGCUGCCGGGACGAGAAGUGCCCGUCCGGGCCGGGCUCUGGGCCCAGGCCCGGGGUCGAGGAUAGCGGCGACAGCAAAGACGUCAGCGAGGUCAGUGAAGCCACGGAGAGCACAGACGUCAAGGACAGCUCAGAGAACUCCGACUCGGCUUCGUAGACUUCAUCUCCCUCACCAACAAACCCUUCCUCCUCCUCCUCCUCCCUGCUUCCGACGUGGGGGGUGCGGGGACUCGCACCGUGUCCCAGAGUUCCUCUCGCGGCCUCAGACCCACCACCUUCCCCACCAGGCCUCGGCACCACCCUAUUCGCCAUGCAGAUGCCUGAAAAAUCUUCGUAAAGCAGCCGGGGCCAUUCCGCUUCCUGGGCUCCCGGACACACGGAAUAAAGAGCAUUUGUAACGGA
Rhincodon typus (whale shark) is the source of this 1061-nucleotide messenger RNA. RefSeq names its product N-alpha-acetyltransferase 10, NatA catalytic subuni (gene naa10). Gene Ontology annotation, molecular function: protein N-terminal-serine acetyltransferase activity; protein-N-terminal-glutamate acetyltransferase activity. Gene Ontology annotation, cellular component: NatA complex. The record is from RefSeq and is a predicted model, not a curated record. Lineage: Eukaryota; Metazoa; Chordata; Chondrichthyes; Orectolobiformes; Rhincodontidae. The transcript has 7 exons. Gene Ontology annotation, biological process: N-terminal peptidyl-glutamic acid acetylation.